Molecule: messenger RNA, 303 nt
Organism: Trypanosoma cruzi
Lineage: Eukaryota; Euglenozoa; Kinetoplastea; Trypanosomatida; Trypanosomatidae
Exons: 1
Coding region: 1-303 (100 amino acids)
Source: RefSeq, a predicted model, not a curated record
AUGCGUCAGACAGGUUGGGUGAAGGACCAGUUUCUUAACCGGGGUGUCAACCACUUUGUUGUCUUCUCAUCCUUGGGUCGGGUGAUGGAGAGCAGUGGAGACUUUGAGGAUGAGGAGAAGCAGCAGCUAGCGUAUACAAUAGUGCAGCAGACAUCUACUCUACUGAGGUCUGGAGAAUCCGUCAAGCGUCUCUCCAUGACUUUUGACGAUGUUGUGUACAUCGCCACGACAAUUGCUGGAGAAGGGGAACAUCUCGGUGUUGUUUUGAAAAGAAACGCUGCAGAUGUUCUGGCAACGACGUAG